This is a messenger RNA of Glycine soja, 1524 nucleotides long. RefSeq names its product transcription factor CSA-like. The record is from RefSeq and is a predicted model, not a curated record. Bases 188 to 1204 code for a protein of 338 amino acids. Lineage: Eukaryota; Viridiplantae; Streptophyta; Magnoliopsida; Fabales; Fabaceae. Gene Ontology annotation, biological process: regulation of DNA-templated transcription. Gene Ontology annotation, molecular function: DNA-binding transcription factor activity, RNA polymerase II-specific; RNA polymerase II cis-regulatory region sequence-specific DNA binding. The transcript has 2 exons. Gene Ontology annotation, cellular component: nucleus.
AGAGGGCACAAUCUGUCGUGUGAAGACAACAAAAGUGACUUACCAUCCACAACCCUAAACCAACCCCUCUCCUUUCCUAUAUAUCUUGUUCGAGACUUCUCUUUUAUGUGCUUGAUGUUCAAGAUUUCUCGCCGCUUGCUAUCUUCAACAUAAUAUUAUCGCUACCCCUCUCUUCUUCAUCAUUCCCAUGGAGGAUUCUUCAGCUGGUGAAGACACCAGGACUUGUCCCCGUGGCCACUGGAGACCCGCUGAGGAUGAAAAACUUAGACAACUUGUUGAACAAUAUGGUGCCCAAAACUGGAAUUCAAUCGCUGAAAAGCUCCAAGGAAGAUCAGGGAAAAGUUGCAGAUUAAGGUGGUUCAAUCAGCUUGAUCCAAGAAUCAACCGAAGGCCAUUCACGGAAGAGGAAGAAGAGAGGUUACUCGCGGCUCAUCGCAUUCACGGGAACAAGUGGGCACUCAUAGCGAGACUUUUCCCCGGUCGAACCGAUAAUGCUGUGAAGAACCACUGGCACGUUAUAAUGGCGAGAAAACAAAGGGAACAGUCCAAGCUAUGUGGGAAGAGAAGCUUCCAAGACGUUUACAACGAUUCCAACAACACGUUCCUCGAAAAAAGAACAACACCACAAUCUCAUCAUCAAGACAUGUUGUUUAGUACUACGAGAUUUGGGUUAGAGAAUGGAAGAUUCUUUGACUUUCGAAGCCUCGAUAACAAUAAGGAUGAUGAUAAUAAUUAUAGGAUAGUGUCAGAUACUACCUCUAGUACUUCUCUGGCGUCUUGGAAUUUUGCUUCUGUGCCAACCACCACCUCCACCACCACAAAAGGCGCGAGAGACUAUUUCAACACUUCUCGUUCUUCUAGUGUUUAUCUCUCAGAGUGUUCCAGAAGCUCAGAUAGAUCGUUUCUUUACAGAAUUUAUCCAAAUCCCGCAUUCUCUCUUCCCAACUACAAGAGAGUUGUUCCAACAAGUCCUUUUAGAACUUUCCUUGGUUCUUCUGAUCAUCAUGAUGGAAGGAUCAUAAAGAGGGACUUGAUGAGUUUCUGUGAUAAUAAUAAUAAUAACUCAUCAUCCACAUUCAGCAAGUUGAAGGCUUCCACGGAGAAAGAUCAUCAACAACAACAAACAAAUGAAGAUGAGACCAAUGUCGAGCCCAAAGAAGUUCCUUUCAUUGAUUUUCUUGGUGUUGGUGUCUCUUCAUCAUAAUGACGACCAAUCAAAAGGUUUAAUUAUUUAACUUCGUAUGAUACUCAUAUAUAUAUAUAUAUAUAUAUGAUCUGUAGUUUGUUUAGCUUUCUAGUUUUCACUCUUCCAUAUAUUAUGGAUUCUAGCGUUUAGCAAAUAGCAAUUCUAGCUAGUUUAGUUUUGCAGUAAAGGCUAUCGUAAUUAUGAGGCCUUUUCAACGUUUCAUCAGGUUGUGUUUAGAGUGAAAAUUUUCCAACUUUUUUGUUGUUGUUGUUGUUCAUAACUUUAAUUUUAUUUUCUUGUCCCCGUUUGAGGAAUAAAGCUUUGAGUAUUGAUGAUCU